Molecule: messenger RNA, 1794 nt
Organism: Fopius arisanus
Lineage: Eukaryota; Metazoa; Arthropoda; Insecta; Hymenoptera; Braconidae
Exons: 5
Coding region: 1-1794 (597 amino acids)
Biological process (GO): regulation of transcription by RNA polymerase II; gliogenesis
Cellular component (GO): nucleus
Molecular function (GO): RNA polymerase II cis-regulatory region sequence-specific DNA binding; DNA-binding transcription activator activity, RNA polymerase II-specific
Source: RefSeq, a predicted model, not a curated record
AUGGUUGUACUGAGUCGUGUGGGAUCGCCGACAAUGUCAGCGACUGUUGCCGGCACUCAACAGCAGCAGCAUCCUCAUCAAGAGUGGGAUAUCAAUGAUUCCAAUGUGCCCAGGGUAGCGGAAUAUGACACCUGGUCGGAAUGGGCCGACGGACACGUGCGAAAAGUUUACGCCCCGGACUGCGAGGAAGCGCGAAGACAUGCAUCCGGAUGGGCAAUGCGCAAUACCAAUAAUCACAACGUUAGUAUUUUAAAGAAAUCAUGUCUGGGGGUCCUGGUGUGCUCUCAGGCUUGUGUUUUACCUGGUGGAGGCAGAGUCCACCUGAGACCGGCGAUUUGCGAUAAAGCGAGGAAGAAGCAACAGGGAAAACCCUGUCCCAAUAGACAGUGCACUGGAAAACUCGAGGUGCUGUCUUGUCGGGGCCAUUGUGGAUAUCCAGUCACUCAUUUUUGGCGACACACCGAACACGCCAUAUUUUUUCAAGCCAAGGGACAACAUGAUCAUCCAAGGCCAGAGGCCAAAUCAACAUCGGAGGCAAGAAGAAGUGCAGGUGCUGUACGAAGAGCGAGAGGACUUGUGGCUCUCCUCGCCCGCGAUGCAGCUCUUGGCUCAAAGUUAAUGUCUCUUCGCGGCACUAAAAGACCGAAUACUGAUCCACUCGAGAUCCCGCCAAGAACUACGCAGCCCCCGCCUCUCAUCUCAGACAAAGGAUAUUCGUGUUCGUGUCCACCGUUUGAAUGCGUUUGUGGUGUGCAGAGUCCUCUGCACGCCUACAACCCACCGCAGCCUCAAACAAACUUCUACCCCCAGCAAACAUUGCCCCCGGAGACGGGGUUCUGGUUACAGGAACCACAGCAGAACCACCACGAAACAACCCUGGGUUACUGCCUGCCAAGUCAAGUGCCCCAGGAGCCAUCCUACCCAGACUUCCCCGUAUUCCAGGGUGAUCUCUUCCAACCAGAGGAGAUAUUCCAGCUGGACCAGCCCCUGAGGCCCGACUUCCAGAGUUCACAGGAGGCAGCUAGAUCCCCACCAACGCUCCUGGACCUGGGGAGUGGAAUAAUAAAAUACGAAGUGGCAAAACAGCCACAGGAGACGUAUUGGCAUCAGCUGCUGAGUGACGACUCGAGCAGCAGUCACUUGAGCCUCACCCAAGGUAAUAAUCACGACGAGAGGCUGCAAUUCCAGGGCUUCGAGGGCACCAAAACAUCCUCCACUGAUCCUCUUGCCUAUAGCUACGAUAAAUCGAGAGAGAUUACCAAUGAAUCGAAAAAACAUUACGAAUCAUUCUGGCUGGACAAUCGCUCGGACUUUCAUUACGAGGAUAAAUUCAAUCCCUGUGGGAUGAAAACCUCUCUGGAAUACCAGAAGGACGUUGAGACUGCCAUGCACCCUAGUCAAAGCCCAAAUACUCAGAAUACCUCCACUUUUACCAAUUUCGAUGAUUAUCAUCAGAUCAUCGAGUCGAAUGUCACCAAGAGUCCCACCCUCGGGGAUAGGCUCUUCCCAGAGACCGCUGAAUCCACCAUCCAGCAACAUUCCAGCCCGGAACCAUAUUUUUAUCCCAGUAAUGAUCGGUGUCAUUACACCUGCGACGUGGACUCCAGAAUGCCCCAAAUACAACUGCCUACCAAUUCAGGAAACUAUGACGUAUCUGAUAUAGAAAUUCCACAGUUUGUCGAUUACACUCUCGUGGGGAUGCUGUGCAAUUCUGGGGAGGACAAUUUGGGGGGCAGUGGACUCCUGGGGGGGUGUCAGCAGUCCCCCCAGCAAGCGUAUGUGCAAAAUCAUUAG